Molecule: messenger RNA, 2514 nt
Organism: Trichoderma virens Gv29-8
Lineage: Eukaryota; Fungi; Ascomycota; Sordariomycetes; Hypocreales; Hypocreaceae
Exons: 5
Coding region: 1-2514 (837 amino acids)
Biological process (GO): proteolysis
Molecular function (GO): aspartic-type endopeptidase activity
Source: RefSeq, a predicted model, not a curated record
AUGCGUCGUGAUGUCCUAGUGAUUGUAGCAGUAGCCGGUCUUGCUUAUGCAAAUGACCCGGCCCCGGUGUCAUUUGAUGCCGGAGAUUGGCUUGGUAUUGAUGGUAACUGGUCAACCAUCAAAGUCUUACUGGGCUCGAACUCGGAUCUCGUCAAUGUUCUUAUGAGCACGUCACUCUCUGAAUUUUGGGCCAUUGGACCUGGAGGCUGUUUAAAAAAGGAACCACACUGCACGGCUGCUCGCGGUGGUAUUUACACUCCAUUUGCAUCUAAACAUUGGUCAUACAUGGGAAUUUGGCAGCUCGGUUUGGACUACUUGGGCUAUGGUGGGAACGGCCAGUAUGGAUUGGACACAGUCAAUGCAUACAGCACGAUUACCGAUAUUGGAUUCGGCAUGUCCAAUGUCCUCAUGUCUGCGAUCAACACAACAGACUACUAUUUGGGCUAUUUCGGCCUCGGUAUUACACAAGGCAGCUUUGGUCAUGAAGUCGCUCAAUCACCUUUAACACAAGCCGUCCAUACCUUUGGAUGGAUUCCCAGUUAUAGUUAUGGCUAUACAGCUGGCGCUGCCUACCGAAACAUGCCCGUAUCGAUUACCUUGGGCGGCUAUGACACGGCUAGAUACGUGCCACACAGCGUCGACUUCACCUUGACUCCGCAAGACAACAUGCCUCGCGCCUUAAUCAGAGGCAUCGAAGCAUCUGUGAAUAAGAGCACCACUAAGCCCAAAAAGUGGCUAUCCGAAACAGCAAGCCUUUCAGACUGGAACAACUCUUUCACAGCCUUGAUUGAUAGUACCACGCCAUAUCUGUGGCUACCAAACACAGUCUGUGAUGAGUUUGCAAAUGCAUUCAACUUGACAUAUAACAAGACAUUUGAUCUAUAUACCCUUACGAAUGAGCAGUAUAACAGCUAUGGCUCAUCAGAUUCCUUCACCUUCACCUUUAGCUUUUCGAGCUUUGAUAACCAUGACAAUUUUGGAUCUCCUCUGGAUGUACCGGGCCUGGUAAACAUCACUGUGCCAAUGCGAGCAUUCGUGAGCCUAUUGCAAUACCCUUUUAUGAAUCAGACAAUCAAAUAUGGAGACCCGGCCGUGCCAUAUUUUGCACUUCGGAGGUCUCAAAAUGAUUCCGCAAUCAUCAUCGGCCGAUCGUUUCUACAGGAAGCAUACCUAAUAACGAAGUAUGACGAGGCUGUAUUCUCAGUUCACCAGGCCAAAUUUCCUCAACGGCCUAUAGCAGACGCAAACUUGAUAGCCAUCAAGCAACCUAAUAACAGCCCUUACCCGCCACCACCGAAACAGACAGGCACGAAACUAAACACAGGACAAAUGGUUGGCAUCGCUGUUGGUGCCAUUCUACUGUGCCUAUUCUGCCUUGUGAGUGUAUGCUAUCUGUGCCGCCGAAGAAGAUCGCAGGAAAAGGGCGAGGAGACAACCACCAAGGAAACCAAGGACAGCGCAUCCACAAUUGUUCCGGAUACACCAAGGAUACCGAAGCCUGCCUUGUUUUGUAAAUUUACACGACGCAAAAGGUUACAGAGCGAUGUGACAAAGUCCACUACCACUGCCGUUCUCUCACAUUGCAUGGAGGCUCCAGAUUCGGAAAUCUACGAACUCCCAGCCCCUAUGGCUCCCGUUGAACUUGAUGCAAGUGAUGGAGAGGAUAGCGGCUCAAUAAUUUGCGAUACUAUUCCAGGCACGGACACGACAAGGAGCCUCAGCGCAUAUGAGGUAGCGAGGAGGAAGAUGGACCGACAGCUUCAGGGCCCUGUUCCUGAAUACUCGCCACCUCAGCUAGAGAUUGUGCUGCCGCGAGAAAAGGCAAUAUCACAUGAUACCGGCGCAGCUUAUGCGGCCUGGAGUAGGGAAACAACACCUGUCUCGCCAAUGAAACCUGGAUCGGGAACCAGCUCUCUUCCAACAUCGCUUCCCUCACCCAUCUCUUCUGGGUCGGGGUAUAGUAGUCAUCCGGACAAUACGUCGCAACCAGCUGUUACCCCUGUUGCGACUCAUAUAUCAGACAGUGGCUCAACAGGUGUGCACGAGCAGAGCGACGAGGAAAAAAGCCAGGGCCAAAGCUCAUCUCCAAUGGCGUGCCAGAAAACCCCAAUUGACCCAACAAACAUUGUCUGCUUGGGCAAUCUCCCAGAAAAUAUGCAAUCGCUCAGACACAGCAUCAUGUUGGCGCAUAUCGUGAGCCAAGAGAACCGCGAUAGCAUUAGUAGCUUCACACCCCGGUUCAAAGCUGAGUUCCAUCUUUCCGAACAGAGUCUAGGAAGCAACUAUACAGAUGAGGAAGAACGAAUCAUGCAUGAAGUGACGCGGCAAGCUACAUUCUCCCUUGCCCGGUCAAAAGGGGAGCCAUCCUCUGCUGAACCGACAGGAGAGCGAGGAGAGGAGCACAAUUUGGGCACAAACAACCCUUAUUCUUCACGGGGAGAGGAACGAAUAGAUGGGAAUGACCUCAUCCAUGUCCCUCAAAUGGCAGAAAAGCGAUAUAGCUGGGAAGACUAA